AUGUUUUAUCUAAGUGACAUUGAAGAACGAGCCUCGGCGGGAAUUGCACCAAGAUAUAAUUUCUGCGAAGUUUUGUUGUUCUCUAAUACUCAGGAAAACCUUGUAACCGUCGUCGGAGAAUUACAUAUGCUGACCGAUCGUGUCGUUCGCUACAAGAUUGAGCCAGAAUCAAGGGAAAUUAUUACCACAACACUACCAUCUUUGUUAGCGGUUUUGCUAGAGAAAAGAAAUGAGGCAAGACGCUUGUACAGGGAUGUACUUUCAAUGAAAAUGUCAGAACUGAAUUGGGAUAUCGACGAUUUAUUCACGCAGUUACAGGAGGAGUUAACAAGAACUGACGAUACCCUUUCCAUGUACCCUAGGAGAAGGUCCUUUCACUAG
Messenger RNA from Saccharomyces mikatae IFO 1815, 381 nucleotides. RefSeq names its product Gpg1p (gene GPG1). The coding region runs from base 1 to 381 and encodes 126 amino acids. Lineage: Eukaryota; Fungi; Ascomycota; Saccharomycetes; Saccharomycetales; Saccharomycetaceae. The record is from RefSeq and is a predicted model, not a curated record. The transcript has a single exon.